CCCAAGCCAUAGAUUCUGUCGAACCCUUCUCCUUUCCCGAUCUUCCCAUCCUCUCUCUCUCUCUGCUCCGAUGAUGCCCUAAUCCCGUCGCCCGCUAGGGAUUUGAGAGAGGGAUUUGAGAGAGAGAGAGAGAGAGAGGAACAAUCGCCAUGUCGAAUGAGGAAGAUUUCGCGCCCAAGAAGAAGAAAUCCGUGGAAGAAGCCGAGAAGAAGAGGAGGGAAAGAGUGAUACCUGGAAGUUUGAUGAAAGCGGUACUCAGAUCUGGGGAGGGUACUGGAAAACCUGCAGAGGGAGAUCAGGUUAUAUUUCAUUGCACUACUCGAACUUUGGAUGGAGCUAUUGUCAAUUCUACAAGAGCAGAACUUGGAGGUAAAGGAAAUCCUAUCAGGCUUAUCUUGGGAAAGAGCAAGAUGAUUCUUGGUUUGUCUGAAGGCAUUCCUACAAUGUUAAAGGGUGAAAUAGCAAUGUUCAAAAUGAAACCCGAGAUACACUAUGCUGAGGAUGACUGCCCAGUCACAGCACCAGAGGGUUUCCCAAUGGAUGAUGAACUUCAUUUUGAAAUCGAGAUGUUGGAUUUCUUCAAAGCCAAGGUCAUUAGUGAGGAUUUGGGGGUUGUGAAGAAGAUAACUGAUGAAGGGCAAGGAUGGGAAUCUCCAAGAGAACCUUAUGAAGUGACUGCUAGGAUUACUGCUAAGACGGUAGAUGGAAAGGGAAUUCUGCUUCAUAAAGAAGAACCUUACUUCUUUACUUUUGGUAAAUCUGAGGUACCAAAAGGGCUUGAGAUGGGGAUUGGAACAAUGGCACGUGGAGAGAAGGCAAUAGUUUAUGUCAAUAAAAUCUAUUUAACAAAAUCUUCUUUAAUGUCAUCUCUAGAAGGUCUUGAAGAGGUUCAGUUUGAAAUUGAACUAGUUCACUUUGUUCAGGUGAGAGACAUGCUUGGUGAUGGACGGCUAAUAAAGCGACGUGUAGUUGACGGAAGAGGUGAGUUCCCUAUGGACUGUCCUCUUCAUGAUAGCUUGUUAAGGGUGCAUUACAAGGGAAUGCUGCUUAACGAAGAAAAGACUCUGUUUUACGAUACAAGAGUUAAUAAUGAUGGUGAGCCAUUGGAGUUCUGUUCUGGAGAAGGGCUAGUGCCCGAGGGACUAGAAAUGUGUGUUCGGCUAAUGCUUCCCGGAGAAGUGUCUCUUGUCACUUGCCCUCCGGAUUACGCAUAUGAUAAAUUUCCAAGCAGACCAGCUAGUGUUCCUGAAGGGGCUCAUGUCCAGUGGGAAAUUGAGCUACUUGGCUUUGAAAUGCCCAAGGACUGGACCGGCUUAACCUUUCAAGAAAUCAUGGAAGAAGCAGAAAAGAUAAAAAAUACGGGGAAUAGACUAUUCAAAGAAGGAAAGUUUGAACUUGCAAAGGCAAAGUAUGAGAAGGUGAUUCGGGAGUAUAAUCAUGUCAACCCACAAGAUGACGAAGAGGGAAAAAUAUUUUUGAAUUCAAGGAACUCCCUGCAUUUGAAUGUAGCUGCUUGUUAUCAGAAAAUGGGCGAAUACAGAAAAUCAAUCGAGACAUGCAAUAAGGUAUUAGAUGCAAACCCUCUACACGUCAAAGCUUUAUAUCGACGAGGCAUGGCUUACAUGUUAGGUGGAGAUUUUGAUGAGGCAAAGGAGGAUUUUGAAAUGAUGGUAACUGUAGACAAAUCUUCAGAGCCGGAUGCUGCUGCUGCUCUUCUUAAGCUAAAGCAAAAGCAACAGGAAGUGGAGAAGAAGGCCAGAAAGCAGUUUAAAGGGCUAUUUGACAAGAAGCCAGGGGAGAUUUCUGAAGUGGGAGCUGAUUCAGAAGAUGGGAAGAGUCUGGACGACCCCACGAGCAAAGUUGAGGCAGAAAAAAAUGAUGGCGACGGGAGCACAGGAUCUACCCCGAACGCAGGAACAGACUGCGCUUUCGAAGGUGAACGGACGGGAUUUUUGGGCAGACUCUCGCCUUCAGGUAGAAGAAUCCUCUCGGCCCUUGGUUUAAACAGGUGCUCCGUACUGUGAGUAGAUUCAAGGUGGCAGAAACUAUCAAUUUUUUUUUGGGAAAACUUCAAAAAACCCUCCGUGGUUUCACACUUUUUUAUUUUAGUAUCCUGUGGUUUAAAGUGUUUCAAGUUAGUACCAUGUGGUUUC
This is a messenger RNA of Ananas comosus (pineapple), 2153 nucleotides long. RefSeq names its product peptidyl-prolyl cis-trans isomerase PASTICCINO1. The transcript has 20 exons. Gene Ontology annotation, molecular function: peptidyl-prolyl cis-trans isomerase activity; protein binding. The record is from RefSeq and is a predicted model, not a curated record. Lineage: Eukaryota; Viridiplantae; Streptophyta; Magnoliopsida; Poales; Bromeliaceae. The coding region runs from base 150 to 2024 and encodes 624 amino acids.